GAAAUGGGUCCGCCCGGUGGAAAACUCCAACGACACUAUCAAAGUCCUCUUCGGGUUAAAGAUCUCACAGCUGGUGGAUGUGGAUGAGAAGAACCAGCUGAUGACAACCAACGUGUGGCUGAAGCAGGAAUGGAUCGACCACAAGCUCUCCUGGAAUCCAGAGGAGUAUGGUGGGAUCACUGCCAUCCGCGUCCCCUCCGAGUCGCUCUGGCUCCCUGACAUCGUUUUAUUUGAAAAUGCUGAUGGACGUUUUGAAGGUUCCCUGAUGACCAAAGUCAUAGUGAAGUACAAUGGAGCAGUGACCUGGACACCGCCAGCUAGCUACAAGAGCUCCUGCACCAUGGAUGUGACCUUCUUCCCCUUUGACAGGCAGAACUGCUCCAUGAAGUUUGGGUCAUGGACAUACGAUGGCAGUAUGGUGGACUUGGUUCUAGUGGAUGAAAAUGUGGACAGGAAAGACUUCUUUGAUAACGGAGAAUGGGAGAUCUUAAAUGCCAAAGGUAUGAAAGGCAACAGGAAGGAUGGCCUAUACUCCUACCCAUUUGUCACUUACUCCUUCGUUUUGAGACGCCUUCCACUGUUUUACACUCUAUUCUUAAUAAUCCCUUGCCUGGGAUUGUCCUUUCUAACUGUCCUGGUGUUUUACCUGCCUUCGGAUGAAGGAGAAAAGCUCUCACUGUCUACAUCAGUUCUUGUAUCUCUCACUGUGUUUCUGCUAGUGAUUGAGGAAAUAAUCCCUUCUUCUUCCAAAGUCAUCCCUCUGAUCGGCGAGUAUUUGCUGUUCAUCAUGAUAUUUGUGACCCUCUCUAUCAUCGUGACUGUCUUUGUUAUCAACGUCCACCACCGCUCCUCAGCAACUUACCAUCCCAUGGCACCCUGGGUGAAAAGACUCUUCCUCCAGAAACUGCCUCGGCUGCUCUGCAUGAAGGGCCAUGUGGAUCGUUAUUCCUUCUCAGAAGCUGAGGAAAAGGGAACCACCUUGAAAUCAAAGCUCCCAGGGAAGCAGAAAUACAAGCAAGCAAAAGAAGGAGAGAAAAUUGUUAUUGCCUUCCUGGAAAAGGCAGCUGAUUCCAUUCGAUACAUUUCCAGACAUGUUAAAAAGGAGCAUUUCAUCAGACAGGUUGUCCAAGACUGGAAAUUUGUAGCUCAGGUCCUGGAUCGGAUUUUCCUAUGGUUAUUUCUGGUGGUGUCAGUAACGGGUUCAGUUCUCAUCUUUACCCCGGCACUACGGAUGUGGCUGAACAGUAGCUUGUAG
Molecule: messenger RNA, 1255 nt
Organism: Rhea pennata
Lineage: Eukaryota; Metazoa; Chordata; Aves; Rheiformes; Rheidae
Gene: CHRNB3
Product: cholinergic receptor nicotinic beta 3 subunit
Exons: 5
Coding region: 101-1255 (384 amino acids)
Biological process (GO): regulation of membrane potential; signal transduction; synaptic transmission, cholinergic
Cellular component (GO): plasma membrane; neuron projection; postsynaptic membrane
Molecular function (GO): acetylcholine-gated monoatomic cation-selective channel activity; acetylcholine receptor activity
Source: RefSeq, a predicted model, not a curated record